GUGUUUACAUUCAUUGUGCGGCUCCCACUUAAUUAAUGAUUUGAUUUAUUAGAUCAGUAUUUUUUUAUGUUAAAUUAUUUAUAAGAAAAAAGAAAGAUGGUACAACCUGUUGCAUUAUAAAAAGGGGAAGAAGGCUUAGUGUGCAUAUUGCCAAAGUAAACUAGAAUCUGAAAGCAAAGCACAAUGGUUGAAACCCGUCCAAGACUUCUUGUUGAGUAUAUGCUCCUGAGUUUCCUCCUUUGGCAGUUUGGUUUUAGGCAUGGAUAUUCCGAGACAACUACUGAGUUGGAUCCUAAAGAAGUGGACGUCCUCCAAUUGAUCCUAGAUAUGUUACAGUAUAACAGGCCAUCAUAUUCAUACCCCAAUAGCUCAAUUUGCCGUUAUCCAGACUUGGAUACUAACAAUUUGAAGAUCAAGUGCACAGAGGACUGUGGACGUGACAAAAACAGAGCAUGCCAUAUCAAAGAGUUUUCUUUAACUGGCGCCGCUUUAACUGGUUUUAUACCUAAGGAAGUGGAGAAGCUUAAGCAUUUGGAGAUGCUUGAUUUAUCCGGCAAUCAACUUACCGGUUCCAUACCUGAUACCUUGUGGAAUUUGUCAUCCCUCGUACAAUUAGACCUUUCAAGAAAUCAAUUGACAGGAGGCAUAUCAAAGCACAUACAAUUCUUGCGCAAUCUUACUUAUCUCGAUCUGGAUCACAACUUGCUCAGUGGACAGAUACCAUCAUCUUUGGGUGCACUGAGUUCUCUGCAACUAUUGUAAGUAAACUUUCUGCAACUUUUUGUUUUCACCAUUGCACUUAAUUCUUCGACUUUCUUUGACUUGAUAUGAUCAGUUGGUUCCUUUGUAUAACAUUUCAAAUUCUUCUUUAUAAUCUGUGAGUUUUGCAGGUCUCUG
This is a messenger RNA of Prunus avium (sweet cherry), 897 nucleotides long. Lineage: Eukaryota; Viridiplantae; Streptophyta; Magnoliopsida; Rosales; Rosaceae. The record is from RefSeq and is a predicted model, not a curated record.